Molecule: messenger RNA, 716 nt
Organism: Synchiropus splendidus (mandarinfish)
Lineage: Eukaryota; Metazoa; Chordata; Actinopteri; Syngnathiformes; Callionymidae
Gene: dnlz
Product: DNL-type zinc finger
Exons: 3
Coding region: 177-668 (163 amino acids)
Biological process (GO): protein folding; protein import into mitochondrial matrix; protein stabilization
Cellular component (GO): mitochondrion
Molecular function (GO): zinc ion binding; protein-folding chaperone binding
Source: RefSeq, a predicted model, not a curated record
UUCAAAGGGCUAUGGUGUCUGCGCUAGGUCAAAUGUUAGUCAACAUCCGGCUGCGUUGCGCCAUGCCACUGUUCCGUUGAGUUUUUUUAUGAUAUUGGAGGUGGGAUGUCUUGUUGUUUCGUUUUUAUGUUGCGGGAGGAAGCUCUAUAAUAUCCGCCAUAGUUGCUCGGAUUGUUAUGACGUCUGUAAUUCGCGUGCUGCGGGUUCGUCCCUGUCUCUUCAGUGUGUCCACCGCGUCACGCAGUCACCGACCUGCACUUCACGCCACAAGUCAACGAAACAAGCUUCAUCCACAGAUUCCAAAGCCUCGAGAGAAGAAUUGUUUUUGCUUUCACAGGUUCUUCUCGACUAGUCCGACCAAUAGAAGCGAGAGUUUGGGACAGAUCGAGUCUACUCAUUAUCAUCUGGUCUACACCUGCAAGGUGUGUUCCACCAGGUCCACACAGAGGAUCUCCAAGCACUCGUACCAGAAAGGUGUUGUGAUCGUCACCUGCCAGGGAUGCAAGAAUCAUCACAUCAUCGCUGACAACCUGGGCUGGUUCUCUGAUCUAGAGGGCAAGAGAAACAUUGAAGAAAUUCUUGCAGCCAAAGGAGAGAAAGUGAAGCGAAUAGAAGGGAGUGAUGCUUUGGAAAUAGUUCUGGACGAAUCAGGGAAAAAAACUGCUUGAUGGAAAGAAGAACAAUAAACAGACUUUGAUAAAUAAGAGCGUUGAGGA